AUGACGGACAUCUUUAUCUCUCCAUCCGAGGAUCUUUAUAUUGUGACAGACUGUAUGAUGACAGAUCUUCAUCGCCUUUUGCAAGCGUCGUCAAAGCCUUUGGAGCGUCAAUUUAUUCAGUUCUUUACCUAUCAAAUGCUGCGUGGAUUAAAAUACAUUCAUUCGGCCGGAGUGAUUCACCGCGACCUCAAGCCAAGCAACAUUUUGAUCAACGACAACUGCGACCUGAAGAUUUGUGACUUUGGUUUGGCCCGAGAACAAGACGCCCAAAUGACCGGCUACGUCGCCACACGAUACUACCGUGCGCCGGAGAUCAUGCUGACCUGGCAGAAUUACAACUACGCCGUGGAUAUGUGGAGCGUUGGGUGUAUUCUGGCAGAGAUGAUUCUAGGGAAAGUUCUCUUUCCUGGGAAAGACCAUGUGCAUCAGUUCAUCCUAAUUACCGAGCUUCUGGGGAAGCCGUCUGCGGAGGUUAUGAAGAGAGUCUACAGCAAGAGUACGUUGAAAUUCGUGGACUCGCUACCAGAGAAAGAGUCCUGGGGGCUUACAUCUUUCCUUGGAGAUGCGGACCGUCAAGCAACUGAUCUCGUAGAGAAAAUGCUUAACAUCGAUCCACAUGGGAGACUCACCACGGCGGAUGCUAUUAAGCAUCCAUAUGUCGUGACCUACCAGGACCCUGACGACGAGCCUGUCUGUAAUAGUCAGCUUGAUUGGUCUUUGUUGGAUUCAGAGCUUUCAGCUGACGAGUGGAAGAGCACAAUGUAUUUCGAAGUUCUGAACUAUCAUCGUGGUGCCUGCGACUGGCAAAAUGAUGAUCCAGCCAAUGGAAAGUUUGAGGAUCUUCUGUUGACCGAAGAGAUGAGUGGGACAUACUAG
Messenger RNA from Penicillium soppii, 876 nucleotides. RefSeq lists its product as uncharacterized. Gene Ontology annotation, biological process: protein phosphorylation; stress-activated MAPK cascade; osmosensory signaling pathway. Bases 1 to 876 code for a protein of 291 amino acids. NCBI's taxonomy places the organism in Eukaryota, Fungi, Ascomycota, Eurotiomycetes, Eurotiales, Aspergillaceae. The record is from RefSeq and is a predicted model, not a curated record. The transcript has 6 exons. Gene Ontology annotation, molecular function: protein serine/threonine kinase activity; ATP binding. Gene Ontology annotation, cellular component: nucleus; cytoplasm.